Molecule: messenger RNA, 687 nt
Organism: Ordospora colligata OC4
Lineage: Eukaryota; Fungi; Microsporidia; Ordosporidae
Product: CCR4-NOT transcriptional regulation complex protein
Exons: 1
Coding region: 1-687 (228 amino acids)
Biological process (GO): regulation of DNA-templated transcription; nuclear-transcribed mRNA poly(A) tail shortening
Cellular component (GO): P-body; CCR4-NOT core complex
Source: RefSeq, a predicted model, not a curated record
AUGAGAAGAGGUUUCGAUGGCAAGAGGGAUGACAAUAGAAGAGAAAGGAAUAUAACAAAACCGGCAUCCAAAGAAAGCCUUACACCCGAAGAGGUCUGGAAGAAUGCAGCCAUGCUUUUGGGAACAAAGAAAAAAGAUGUGGCGCCUAAGAACUACGAGCUAACAAGAAAGUUUGACUUUAGCUGCAUAGAUACCGAGAUAGAGGAAAUUAACAAGGAGAGGAUCCGAUCACAAAAUAUAGACGAUGAAAGAGUUGCAAGAAGACGAUUCCAUGAGAUAGAAACUGCGAAUUCACUUGUUCACGUCCCAAACUUCAAGGAACUCGAAAAUAGAUACAUGCCUAUGACGCCUACUAAUGUUCCAGGAACUUUUCCUAAAGCGCCUUUAUAUAUAUUUGAGAACCAGGAUGUGUUCAAAAAGCUUGACACUGACACACUUUUUUUUAUUUUCUAUUCACAGCUAGGCACAAUCCAACAGUACUAUGCUGCAACCCAGCUGAAGCUGUAUUCAUGGAGAUUUCAUACGAAGUAUUUCACAUGGUUCCAACGCCUGGAUGAGCCAAAACUAAUUACGUCAGAUUAUGAAAGAGGCGACUUUCUGUUUUUUGACUAUGAUGUAACAUGGUCAUUCAUGAAGAAGAGCGACUUUACAUUUGAAUAUAAAUAUCUUGAAUGCUCUGAAUGGUAG